AUGGACAUCCUUGAGCAUGCCGCCAAUCACAUUUACGAGUAUAUCGACAAGCAUGGGCCUAUCCUUCGCCAGUGGGGCGUUAGCAAUGCCACGAUCGCCAUGCUGUCAACUCUCCAUGACGGCAGUUGGUUCUCGUUUGGAGAUCUCGAGUCCGUUGUGCGAUACGGACUUGGUGGCCGCCAAGGCUGCAAGGUAGGGGCGGCGAUUUUUAAUGCAGCGUAUGAUAUAUCGUUAUUGCUUGUUCGCCAGUGGCUUGAGCAGGCCGGGGUUGCAAUUCGAUUGCGUAUUUUUUCGGAGGCGUUCUUUUCAAGGGAGGUUCCGAGGAGGAUGCGGGGUAAGCAGGCGCCUCCAGGGCAGCCCCCCCAGACAGUAACUGACGCUGCGUUUAUUGACGACGAACGCAUCGUCACAAUGGCUCCUACUGCUGCGCGACUGCGUGCUGCCAUGGACACAGUUGUAGUUGCGCUGGCUAUAGUAUUUUCGGAUUUCGGGCUCAAUAUUAAUUGGAGCCCUGGAAACACGGAAGGAAUGGUGCACGUUAUGGGGUACGGGGCGGGACCCAUGCUUCGCGCUCUCACCCACCCCGACGGCCGUUACCUCCACGCUCCUUCCGCGAAGGGCCUCCCAGCGCAGAAAUUAAUUUUAGUUGAUCGGUACAAACAUAUGGGCGGAAUCGUCCAGAUCGAUCGGGGUUUAGGUGUCGACGCGAGGCACAAGGCUCAGCAGGCCCUCCAUGCGUAUGGCCCCAUAGCCCGCCGAGUCUUUGGGAGCCCCGUCGUGUGCGACUGGCUGAAGUUCUCAUUGUUGCAGUCGCUGAUUCUUAGCUGCCUCCUCUAUUCUGCUCACAUUGUAGCGCCGACCAGAGGGUAUAUACGCACGCUCCAAAGCCCCGACAUGCGGGUGCUGAGGAAAAUGUGCGACGACAGUCGAUACCGGAAGCCAUAUUUUUCUGACCUAGAAGUCCGACGUCGGAUGCAGCAGCCGUCGAUCGAUUGCAUUUUGCGGCGCGCUAGGCUCAGGCACGGCGCCCGGCUUGUAAGAAACAGGCCUGCCGCUCUUUUCGCCCUCCUGGGCGAUAGACCCCAGGCCAACUCGAGGGCCCGAGGGGGGCGUGACCGCGUCGAGCCCCUGCCGCGGGUCGAUUUUUUCAUCAGCGACCUCGCUUGGCUUAGGGAGCAUUCGUGUGUGCCUGCUUUCUGGGACCUUCCUGAUCCAGCUGUCUGCGCCGAGCCUUGGUGCGAGCAGAUGGCUUGUGCCGAGUGGGGUGAUCGCGUCCCGCCGAUCUUUUUCGUCGGGUCUAUCGCCGAUCCCCCUUCGAAGUGUGGCCCCGCCCCGCUCCAACCUUUUGAGUGCGAGGUGUGUCAUGCCUCAUUUGCAACAUAUUGUGCGCUCGCAUCGCACCAUACGUCAGCACAUAAGAAGCGCAGAGCAUUUAACGAGUACGUGGGUGAUACGUCCACUUGUCCGGUGUGCCAGCAUGUGUACUCUUUUUUCGUCUACACUUCCUCAAGAAUCUUGCCAGGAGUAGGUGUGGACCUCAACUAA
Prorocentrum cordatum is the source of this 1545-nucleotide messenger RNA. Lineage: Eukaryota; Dinophyceae; Prorocentrales; Prorocentraceae. The record is from the annotation of a GenBank genome assembly.